Molecule: messenger RNA, 4879 nt
Organism: Manihot esculenta (cassava)
Lineage: Eukaryota; Viridiplantae; Streptophyta; Magnoliopsida; Malpighiales; Euphorbiaceae
Product: cysteine-rich receptor-like protein kinase 10
Exons: 8
Coding region: 363-2363 (666 amino acids)
Biological process (GO): protein phosphorylation
Molecular function (GO): protein kinase activity; ATP binding
Source: RefSeq, a predicted model, not a curated record
CGCGGGGAUGCCAUAUGUUACCCAGUCACCACACGCUUGAGUUAGCAGGACAUAAUAUUUGACUGCACACAAUUUUCAACCAUCCGCAUCCUCAACUAAGUCUUCUAUUCUUAAUUCGUCUCCAAAAGGAUGACGAAUGGCAUUAGAACAUAGACAAGAAACUAUCUUGUCUUGAAAGCUGUUCACUCUCAAAAUUUUAUUUCUUCCUCUACCAAAUAUAAAAGAAAAUAACCCAGUCAAGAGUUGGUAAACCUAGAAGAGAACCUAUAGUGCCAGUCUUCAAUGAAUGCUAAUAAAAAGAUUUAUAAGAAAAUAAGCAUAAAUCUGAAUUUGACCUCUUUUCCAUCAAAGCCAAGGACAAGAUGAUCAUGCUUUCCUUUCACAAAUCCAGAGCCUUUCUUGUUCUCUUAAUGAUCUCUGCGCUUAUUAGCUCCAUAGAUUGCCAAGAAGCAACUUACAACGCUCAUAUCUGUUUAGGUGCAGCCAAUGACACUGCCAGUGCUAAUUUCAGAUCAAAUCUUUCUGCCCAACUGAGUUCUCUAUCUUCCAAGGCCACCGUCGACAGCUUCUACAAUGAUUCAUCCGAUGGAAUUUACAGCCUCUACCUCUGCCGUGGAGAUGUUUCAGGUAGUACCUGCCAGAACUGCGUUGAUACUGCUGCUGAAGAAAUACAAGAGCGCUGCACUUCUAAGAAAUCUGCGAUCAUAUGGUAUGAUCAGUGCAUGUUGCGUUACUCUGAUACAAACUUCUUUGGGGAAGAACAAACCUCUCCUAGAUUGCUGAUGUGGAAUACAAAAAACACUACCUCACCUGAUGAACCAAAUUUUGCUGCUCUAGCACUGAUAUACAAUCUAAUUGUUCAAGUUCCAAAGUCAGAGGAGAAGUUUGGAACGGAUGAAUCAGUAACAGAAAGUAGAUAUGCUUUGGUUCAGUGUACUAGGGAUCUCAAUAGUAGUUCCUGUACAUCAUGCUUGAGUGAACUGAGUAAGGCUAUCCAGGGAUGUUGCCAAGGGAAGAUAGGAUGGCGUAUUUUAGCACCAAGUUGCAACUUAAGGUAUGAGCAAACCCUAUUCUAUGUACAACAAUCACCACCACCAACAACUCCGGUGCCUCCGCAGCCCGAUAAUGGAAAGGGAGGAAGCAACACAGAAAUAAUUGCAAUCGUCGUUGCUGUUUCGUCAGUUGUGGUAAUUGGAGCUCUCUUGGGUUUCUGGUACUAUUGCUACCGCAAGAAGAGAAGACAUUCAGAGGGUGAAACUAGUGAAGUAAUUCUGUUAGGAAAUUUGGAAGGCUCAAAUCGCAAGCAAUUGAUGGAUGGCGAGAUGCAUGUAGGCAAUGAUGACCACAAUGUAGAAAUGCAUUACUUCAAUUUGAGUACCAUUAGAGCAGCUACAAACAAUUUCUCUGCAGCAAAUAAGCUUGGUGAAGGAGGUUUUGGCCCAGUUUACAAGGGGAAGCUGCCUAAUGGAGAAGAAAUAGCAGUUAAAAGGCUGUCAAUAACUUCAAAGCAAGGCCUUGAUGAGUUCAGGAAUGAAGUAAUGGUAAUUGUUAAACUUCAACACAAGAAUCUUGUGAGGCUAUUAGGAUAUUGCAUGGAAGGAGAUGAAAAGCUUCUUAUCUAUGAGUACCUGGCCAACACUAGCCUUGAUGUCUUCCUGUUUGAUCCAAAAAGAAGUAGAGAGCUUGACUGGGCGAAGCGUGCAAACAUUAUAACUGGAACUGCGAGGGGCCUUUUGUAUCUACAUGAAGACUCCCGACUCAAAAUCAUCCAUCGAGAUAUGAAAGCAAGCAAAGUUUUGUUGGACAAUGAGAUGAAUCCAAAAAUAUCUGAUUUUGGCACUGCAAGAAUUUUUGGUGGAAAUCAACUUGAAGCCAACACUGACAGAGUUGUUGGUACAUAUGGAUACAUGGCUCCAGAAUAUGCACUAGAAGGUGUUAUUUCAAUCAAGUCAGAUGUCUACAGCUUUGGAAUCCUAAUGCUAGAGAUCAUAAGUGGUAAAAAGAACAGGGGCUUCUAUAACCCAGAUAAUGACCCUAGCCUUCUAUUACAUGCCUGGAAACUCUGGAAUGAAGGCAAAGGUGAAGAUUUGAUAGACCAGAGUAUAGUGCAUUCUUGUCCCAAAAGUGAGGCCUUGAGAUGGAUCCAUAUCGCUUUGUUGUGUGUUCAAGAUGACCCUGCAGAAAGACCCACAAUGUCAUCAGUUGUUCUCAUGCUUGGGAGCAAGUCUGCAAAUCUUCCUCCACCAUCAACAGCUCCAUACUCCAUGGUUAGAUUUGCUAUAAUAUCUGAUCAGUCUUCAAUAUCUGGGACAGGAACUGGCUUUCUUACAUCAGAUCAAUCCACAGCUAGUGUUUCUAGAUAGUUGAGAGAUAGAGCGACUGAUUAAAUCUAUUCUUUUUCUAUCAUCUGAAAAUUUUUUACUUGCACAUGUUUUGUGGGAAACAUUUCCUUUUAACCCAAAAAAAAAAAAAAAAGGAAUGACGGUUUUUCUAUGCAUCAAAAAAAAAAAGAAACUGAGAUAAUAAAUUUUAAGCAAAGUAAGGGAUUCUCCUUGACCGUGUCUUCUCUCUGCGGUUUAAACGUCGAUGACAUGGACGCGCCACCGAUCCAUCGUUAUCUCUCUAAAUAUACUGAUUCUUUUAUCGAGUGCGUGCAGUGUUACACUCUUUAUUGUCCCACUGAUCAAAUUUGAGUCAACUCAACUUAUACUUGCAUGCAUCUAAGUAUAAUUUUCUAAGUAUAAUUCAUUGGGCUUUUAAGGCCAGUACAAAAAAAAAGGCUACUAAGCCCAACACCAAAGGUUGCCCAUAAAAGAGGCCCAAGUUCAGUACAUGGAAGACUCUAAAAUGUCAUACCGAAGGAGAGUUGAUCUUCGCCAUUUCCCACAAAUAUGCUCUUAAAAUCCAAAAAACAAAAGGAUUAUGAUAAAUUUUGAUUAAAUGAACUAUGAGAGAAUUUUUAUUUUAAAUUAAAAAAUAAAUUCAACCAUAAAUCAAUCCGACCCAGAUAACCCAAUUUUGCGACUCAUUACGAUUUGGCGAUGCGCACCAAGUAUCUACUGAGGCUUCCAGCGGUGCAUUUCAUCAUGGGUGGGGUGACGACCUCGGCGGAUGCUGGCCAUUUUGAUGCAACGGUGAUGCAUCUCGCUCUCUUAUCGUCUUCUCCGGCAACGCAAACCCAGAUUUCUCUCUCCGCUUUUAGCCACCACCUUCUCCAGAGUCAUUUCCACCAAAAGACGACAUUCGAGUUUCAUUGAUUGUGUCCGUCCACUCAAGUGCAUUUGCCCCUAGUUAAAUUCAGUUCAGUUGUUGAUAAAAUGUGAGAGAAGCAAACGAAAGGGAAAAUUUUUUGGUUUGAAUUUUAUUUCUAAUUGAGAAAGUAAAAUGUUCCCUUAUUCAAUGGUAGUUUACUGGUUUUGGUUGUGGUUAUGGAGAAUUUUAAAAUGUAGUUCUCUUUUCAAUGAUUCAAAUUUAUUUCUUGUUAGUUAAAAUCUUUUAUUGACUUUGUUUGGUUGCUGAGAAAAUGAGAGAAAGUUUAAGGAAAAGCAUAGAGAAGAGAAAAUAAAAUUUGUGUGAUGGUUUCCUUCUACAAACCAAAAUGGAAAACCAAACAAAUCUGUAAAAAAAAUUCCACUGACUUUGCAGCCCUCGGCUUUUAGCUGACCAAGAGAAAUCAUUCAAAGACUAGAUAACAAGAACAAUAGCACUGGAAUCAUCAACCGAAUUGCAACUCGUUCAUGUGAGAUUUUCAUAGCUCCUGUAUUGCCAAGUACAAACCAGCAAUUAGCCCAAGAUUCUAUUUUUGUUCUUUGAAAUGAAUUGUCAGGAUUUUAUGUUCUGAUAACUAGACAUUCUGAUGAUUGAAUCUAAGGAAAACAAUACAAUUCAGCAAAUUUUGUGACUAACCUUCAUUUGCAGGGAUUGAGAAGUUGAAAUAGAAUUGGUAAUCAUGAUACCACAUGCUGCAACUAGCUCCAUGAAUCUCCCAUCCUCUUUUGUUCCCAAUUGUGGUUCUGAAAGUCGCCAACAGAUAAACAAAGCACCUGCCACAGUCACUCUUGCUGAUAUCUCUACUGCACUGAGCCAUCCCAUAUCUCUUCCCACUUUGUCCAACAUCCAACACAGCAGUCUGGAACAUCAGCGGUGACUGUGGAGCCGUAGCGGCAAGCUCAUUCAUGAAGUUAAGCCCUUGAGAAACCACGUUUGAGUUUUCGAAAUUAGUAUCAUUGGUUAAAGCCAUUGCAGAUUGAUCCCAUACACCAAAAAAGCUCAUGUUUGAAUAGCGAAGAACACACCAUGUAAGCCACAUAGUAACAUUCUUACUAGUUGAACAGCCACGCACCAUGGUAGAGUUCCUGAUGCAAGCUGCACAAUCUGUGGGAGAAACAUCACCUCUACAUUGGGUAAUGCCAAAAAUCCUGGUUGCAUUAUCAGAGCCUGAACACUGCAAGCCAAGGACCUCAUUAGUAUCAGCAAGAGAAAGGUUAGUUAACAACAUUAAGGUUGAUAAUAAAAUGAAAAUCUCCAUUUCUUUUUGAAUCCAAGGUAAAGAAAAGAGGCUGAGGUGAUGAAUGAGCUUUAGUUUCAUUAUUAAUGGGGAAAAGAAGUACCAUCAAAUCUUAGCAUUUUGCCUUUUGGAUGAUGAAGUCAACUUGCUAUGCUUGGAUUGCAAUUAUUCCUAGGAUGAAUAUGUGUGAGCACUAUAAAAAUUGAAGUCAAACCAAAUUAAUUUACUUUUGUCCGAGUCAUGCUCUUGGAUGGAUAUGCUUAGCAAUAGCAAGCAAAAAAUUGUAUUUAAUUGAAACCAACUUUUCAAGUUAUCUGUCUCAAAUGGAUUAGAAAAAUAAAAUAUGAAUUCAAUUGAAACUAGUUGCUUUUA